Polyodon spathula (Mississippi paddlefish) is the source of this 6951-nucleotide messenger RNA. RefSeq names its product solute carrier family 12 member 9-like. Gene Ontology annotation, molecular function: potassium:chloride symporter activity. The transcript is spliced from 13 exons. Bases 203 to 2938 code for a protein of 911 amino acids. Gene Ontology annotation, cellular component: membrane. Gene Ontology annotation, biological process: chloride transmembrane transport; potassium ion homeostasis; chloride ion homeostasis. NCBI's taxonomy places the organism in Eukaryota, Metazoa, Chordata, Actinopteri, Acipenseriformes, Polyodontidae. The record is from RefSeq and is a predicted model, not a curated record.
AUAGGGUUAGUGACAUUUGGAAUUGAGGUUCCGCAUUUUGUGGCUGAAAAAUCGUCUCGUUUUCAUCAAUUGAAUGACUAGCGAGUUAGCUGCUUCGCUUUGUGUGUGUGUCCAGUAAUAGCACAUAGUCUGUGUGAUGCUUGCUGGCGUGGUGUCGUGUCAGCUCAGCGCAAGAGUGAAGAACAUUACACCAUAGAAGAGAAUGACAGACAGAACUCCGCUUUUGCAUUACCGACUCUCCUGCAGUAUAACUGACGCGGACCGCUUGCACCAUGCACCGGGAACCGGCGGGCGAGAUGGGAGCCAGGUCCGUAGCUCAGGCAGCCGAACACAGACUCCCCAGGCCCAGAAGCUCUCCACCUUUUUCGGGGUCGUUAUCCCAACACUGCUCUCAAUGUUUAGCGUCGUGGUGUUCCUCAGAAUCGGGUUCGUGGUGGGACAGUCCGGUCUGUACCAGACCAUCGGCAUGUUCAUCGUGGCCUACAUCAUCAUCGGCAUGACGGUGCUGUCGGUGUGCGCCAUCUCCACCAAUGGGGCGCUCGACGCGGGCGGUGCCUACUACAUGAUCAGCCGCGCGCUGGGGCCGGAGUUCGGGGGCAGCAUCGGGAUCAUGUUCUUCCUGGCCAACGUGUGUGGGAGCGCCCUGUUCGUGCUGGGGCUGGUGGAGUCAAUCAUGGACACCUUCGGGGUCCCGCAAGGUACCGAGGCAGGGCUGGGCAGCAGCAUACAGGUCCUGCCGCGCACGUACUGGUGGGAGGUGCUCUACGGCACAAGCAUCCUGCUGUUGUGCCUGCUGGUGUGCCUGGUGGGCGCCCACAUCUACGCCAAGGCCACCUUCAUCAUCUUCCUCAUCGUCCUCCUGGCGCUGAUCACCAUCUUCAUUAGCUUUUUCGUCGUCAAGCCCCACAAGGUCACCGUGCCUUUGCUCAACGGCACGGGCGCCACCACCACCGCCAACUUCACAGGCUUCAAGCUGGCCACCCUGCAGGAGAACCUCAUGGGUGACUACACCGUGGACUACACCACGGGUAACAUGAUGAGUUUUGCCACGGUAUUCGCUGUGAUGUUUAAUGGCUGCACGGGGAUCAUGGCCGGCUCUAAUAUGUCAGGGGAUCUGAAGACCCCCAGUUACUCCAUCCCCAGGGGCACCAUCACUGCCGUCAUGUUCACUUACAUCAUCUACAACCUGCUGUCCGUCAUGGUGGCCUGCACCUGCGACAGGCUCCUGCUGCAGCGAGACUACAGCUUCUUCCAGGACAUCAAUGUCUGGCACCCCUUCGUCACCAUCGGGGUCUACUCCUCCACCCUCUCCGCAGCCAUGAGCAACCUGAUCGGGGCGUCCCGCAUCCUGUACGCGAUGGCCAGGGAUGACCUGUUCGGAAAGGUGCUGGCUCCAGCCAAGAUCAUGUCCCGCAGUGGCAAUCCGUGGGCCGCCGUGCUCAUCUCCUGGUUUCUAGUUCAGCUGGUGCUGUUCUCAGGGAAGCUCAACACCAUCGCAGGGAUCGUCGCCAUCUUCUUCAUGCUGGUGUAUGCAGCUGUGGACCUGGCCUGCCUGGCGUUGGAGUGGGCCUCCGCACCCAACUUCAGGCCCACAUUCCGCUACUUCACGUGGCACACCUGUGUGUUGGGGAUCGUGGGCUGUGGCAUUAUGAUGUUCCUCAUUAACCCUAUCUAUGCCUCGGCCAGCAUCGCCUUCAUGCUCUCCCUGCUUGUCAUCAUCCACUACUUGUCUCCCACCAGCAGCUGGGGCUACAUCAGCCAGGCCCUCAUCUUCCACCAGGUGAGGAAGUACCUGCUGAUGUUGGACGUGCGGAAGGACCACGUUAAGUUCUGGCGGCCACAGGUGCUCCUGAUGGUGGCCAACCCCCGGAGCAGCGUGGAGCUCAUCGGCUUCGUGAAUGACAUCAAGAAGAGCGGCCUGUACGUGUUGGGUCAUGUGGAGCUUGGGGACCUGGACAGGCUGCCGUCAGACCCGCUGCAGUCCCGCUACGACUCCUGGCUCACCCUCGUCGACAAGCUGAACAUCAAGGCCUUUGUCAACCUCACCCUGGCUGACACCAUCCGGCACGGCGCGCAGCACCUGCUCUUCAUCUCGGGCCUUGGCGGAAUGAGACCCAACACCAUGGUCCUCGGAUUUUAUGAUGACUGCGAGCCCCAGGACGGGCUGGGGGAGUUUGCGGGCAGCACGAUAGACACCAACCUCCUGGUCGAGGAGCCACAGCUGAACUUUCCACCGCUGCGGCGGACAGCUGGCGGCAAGGCGCUGUCGAUGGAGGAUUACGUGGCUGUAGUGUCGGACUCUGUGAAGAUGCUGAAGAACGUGGCCUUGGCACGCUACUUCUCCGGCUUCAACAGGAAGGAAGUGCUGGGCCGUAAAGCAGUGUACGUGGACGUGUGGCCGCUGAACCUGAUGCGGCCAGACAGCAGCAACUACGUUGACACGUGCAGCCUGUUCCUGCUGCAGCUGGCCUGCGUACUCACCAUGGUGCGGUCCUGGCGCCAGGCCCGGCUGCGCCUCUUCCUGUGCGUGGAGUCCGGCCGCAGCGUGCAAGGCCCCGAGGAGAAGCUCCGGCAGCUACUCCGCGAGCUGCGCAUCAAGGCAGAUAUCCACACCGUGGCCUGGGACUCUGUGGUGGCCCUGCACUGGCACAAACAGGUGGGGAGAAAGCCAGAGGAGGAGCUGGAGAUGGAGGAGGACUUUGUGAACAGCUUCCCCAGCAACGCCACCCGCAUCUCCGACGAUUACCUGCAGGCCAUCAACAGGAUGAUCCUGCAGCAGGCCUCGGAGCCAGCCGUGCGCUUCCUGUACCUUCCCCGACCCCCCGCGGACACCAGCCUCUACCAUACCUACCUGCGCCACCUGGACAUCAUGACCAGAGACCUGGGACCCACUCUGCUCAUCCACGGAGUGACUCCCGUCACCAGCAUUCACCUCUGAGCCUGCCCCGACCCCCCGCGGACACCAGCCUCUACCACACCUACCUGCUCCACCUAGACAUCAUGACCAGAGACCUGGGACCCACUCUGCUCAUCCACGGAGUGACUCCCAUCACCAGCACUCGCCUCUGAGCUGAGGCUGACCAUGCAGAGGGGAGUGUGUGUUAUCAAAGCAUUUUAAUAGUGACACUUUGCAUUGAGUGGCAUUAAUCACACCAACGUGCUUAGUUAAUCAAAACUGCAGCUGACUCGCAACAUGGUUUUAAUAACUCGGAAGUCUGUUCUGAUAAGUUGUAAAUUAGUGUGGUUGAUGUCACUGUUUCAAGUAAAGUGUCACCCUCUUUGUAUCCUGUGCCAGGAUGAACUAGGCUGGCAUAAUUACUACCACCACAUCCCUAUUUAGUUCUAUACAUAUACGCAUGCACAAAAGAAACACGUUGAUGAAAAGGUUAAAGUAAACUAUAACAGCCUGCCAAGUUCCAGUUUAUUACAUUGCUUUUGGCAAUUGAUUUAUUUCUCCAAGAUCAAGAAAACCUUUCAGAACACGGGUCUCAUUGGCAAGGAGGUCCUGGCCAACGAGCAUCUGUCACAUUUAGUUACUCCGGUUCUGACAUCCAGACAAUCCCGAUCAAUAGAGUGCAGUAUAUAAUGUUUAAACUGCAAUCAGGCGCACAAUGCAGUCCCAGCGAUACAGUACAAUCGCAGCCAGUGCUUUGUGUUUGGGAUGAUCAAGUGGCACUCAAAACCACUGUUAAACGAACAUGCUGACUUGCUGCAGCUCCAACAGGAUCAUGUGCAGAAUUCAAAGUUUUGUCCAAAGCGGACCCUCUGUUAUGAUUAAAUAUAAUAUUGCAGGACAACUUGGCUGAAACCUGGCUCUCCGGUUCCAUCACCUCUCCCAGAGGAAACGGAUAAAUAUAUCAAAGCUUAGCAGGGAAUCGGAAAGUGAAGCUGGGAAAGCCAUUCAGACAUCAGAAAAUGUGCAACAUAAAUUUCUCAGAAUGGUUCCCUCUAAUAAAGCGAUAAUCAUGGAAUCCACUCAUUUACAGCUCUUUAAAUGAGCCUGUUUAGCAUCAGAAAAUGAAGCAUUAGUCAUGGAGUACAAUAGCCUGGUGAAAUAAUUUACAUUUUGGACACCUACAUAAAUUAGGGCUUUAUAUAUUAUGUAUUUGAUUUAAUAAUAUAAUUAUGCAUGUUAAUUUUACAUGAAACCUCACGAUCAAAUCUGUGCACUUUCUGUUCAGUAGAAUAGAAAAACUGAAAGGGUGCAGGGGUAGUUGACUCCUCUGUUUAUUACAGCCCAGAUAACUGCAGUGGUGGUGUAAUAGGUGCUGAUCUAGUUUACCCCCAUUAGGCCAUACUGUCUGUAUACCAAGAAGUGCCCAAGACGGAGUUUGGCAGACUUUUCAGGUGGUGUUGAACAUCGUGUGACCGCUGCCUCCUAGUUCCUCAAGGAAAUGUAAAAGGAACUGCAUUGAAAGCGUGGCAGCUUGGGUACAGCAGAGGGGAGCUAGACUGUAGUGAGCACAAGGUUACAGGACAACUACAUCAGCCUGAAGAGCCCCAUGAGGGUCGAAUUACCGUUCCAGUGCAGUCACUGUGCUCCACUGUUUGUACCCAUUUCAGUACAUUCUCAUUUCAGAUAAAGUUAACAGGUGUCUAGCAGGGGGGUGGAUCUUCUGCACAGUGUAAACCAGAGAGAUAGUGAACAUGGUGAUUCAUUACAGACUGUUCUACACCCUCUGGAAACACUGCAGGUUCCUUCCUAGGAGGAUCAGAGCGCACUUUCUCAGUGAAACCUUUGCAGGCGGACUGACCAAAAUCCAGGUUUUCAUUCUUCACACAAAUCUGUCAGUGGAUUGCCUUAAACCUGCCUUCUCAAAUUGGUAGAGUGGCUUUCUUAUGGGCUGUAGUUGUGUCGUGCAGCUAAUCUUCAGUGCUGCUGCUCCUAGCUGCAGAGACCAUAAGGGACCCUCCUGUUGCUUUAUUUACACCAGCCGUCGCUCCCACUGAACUUGACUGAUCGACGUGAGAGAGAUGCUCACAGUACAGAUGCUCUACUUCCAGUUUUCUUAACCGUUACUACAAGAAAAGCUUUGUUUCUCCUUUUUAUUUUUUUCUGUCAAAAGAUAGUUUUUACUGGUAUAUGCUUUCAAGCAGCUGUCUGGAAAGUCAUUUCAUGUUUCCGAGUUGAAGGAUUUUGUGACAGUUGGCAGCGGUGCGUAUAGUUUCCUCUUGGACUGAAAUCAAACCAAAUAAAAAGUUAAGUUUGAACAUGUGGACACUGAGUGUGUUGUGUGGACACUGUGGGUAUGCUAUAGGUGUUUGCCAGUUACCUUAAAGCCAUAAAUAUUAGCGACCAAAAUACUUGCAGAAUCACACCAUAAAACCUAUUUUGCUCCACAAAUGUUGACAACCUGUUGCAAUAUCGCAAUACCCUUCAAUAUUGAGUUUGAUUUAUGGCUUUACAGUACCUGGAACAUUGGACCCAUUACCAGACGUUUUUCCAUAAGCACUUGUUUCCAGGAUAGCACACCCUUGUUUGAUAAGCACUUGUUUCCAGGAUAGCACGCCCUUGUUUGAUAAGCACUUGUUUCUAGGAUAGCACUCCCUUGUUUGAUAAGCACUUGUUUCUAGGAUAGCACUCCCUUGUUUGAUAAGCAGUUGUUUCCAGGAUAGCACGCCCUUGUUUGAUAAGCACUUCUUUCUAGGAUAGCACGCCCUUGUUUGAUAAGCACUUGUUUCUAGGAUAGCACAUGCUUGUUUGAGCUGCCAGGUUUCUUUUGAAGGAUGUUUCAUUUGUAUUGUUUAUUGUGCUUCGGUAUCCUUGAUCAGCAUGGUCUUCACCAGCAGGUGCAGAGAGUGAGAGUCCGAGAGACUCUGGGAAGAAAAAAAUAACUUUGGAAUUGCAGCUGCUAGAGUAUUUUUUUUUUUUUUUUUUUUUUUUUUUUUUUUGGUUUAUGUAUGCAAGCCUAUAUUAUUAUGAUUAUGAUGCUGGGUGACUGUAAAGCCAGUUGUCUGUUUUGCAGUAUGCGUGUGAGAUGCUGUUGCAUUCUGCUGUGUUUUAGUAUACUGAACCCUUCCCUGAGACACUGGGUGCAACACCAUCAGUCAAUGCAAUAACAUCCCUGUGGGUGUCGGGUACACUACAGGGAGCUGUGUGGCACAGCUUGUUCCACUGUCCUGUUGCUCUGCUACCCACAGCCUGCUGCCUCAACUAACUCACCAGGUUCCAUUGCUCUGUAGAAGGUCAGUGUUUGUUUCUUCCAGAGUGACCAGCUGACUGUAACCACCCUGUGUACUGGUGUGAAAUUCACAAUACAACAGCAGUGCUGCUUCUUUGUGAGUUAUAAUAUGCUUAUAUAUAUAUGAACUCAGCAAAUGUUUUCUCAAUUCUUAAUAAUGAUGAUGGCAUACUUUUUAUUGAAAGUAAAACAAUAAACUAGUAAACAUAAAUAUAUGUGUGUGUUUGUGAGUGAAAUUCUCUUGGUCAGGUCUUUGAAGGUAAGGUAAGGACUGCAUUUAAAGAUGUUUUAUCUCUUCAAUGCUUUUACUUCAGCCAGUUUAACUGCAUUUCCACACGCAUGUUGUUUGAUUGUAUCCGGAAGACAGCUGGCUUCAAUAUUUCAAUAAGGUGAAACUCAUUAACCUCCAUUGAUAAAUACAUCCCUGCGAUCCCAUUGGAGCUCAGCUCUCGUGAAACAGUCUCGUGUGAGUUGUAAACAGAAAGCAGAUUACAGCGGGAACAGGAGUUUCAAAUGUUUCUGAAAGCCUUGCACAUCCCGCUAGGAGCAGAACCCCAUUGGAAGUAAUAGAUGAACGCACGGAAUACCUUUCCUCCCCAAUAAAUCAAAUCAUUAUUUCAGUAAGAGGUCCCGCUCUCCACCAAAUUGACCUUGUUAUGACCAAUUCCACUUUCCAUUGGAGGAAAUUAUAUUUAUGUAAGUAGACUAAAACACAUGUGUCAACUCGGAAUAUACUGGAACUCCUGUGCAACUAAAGAUAUUUGGCAAA